AUGGCCCCUGAGGUGCGAGGCACCUGGUUGGACAAGAAAGACAAAGAUGAGAUAUUAGUAACCUCCCUGGUUGUGUGCUCCAAGCGCCUCAUCGCUGCCAUAGUUGCUAUUAGGUCUUUCAGUAUAAUUGCUCUGUGCCGACCAGGGGCUGCUGCAUGGUCAGUGAGAGUACAUGAGGUGUGCAGGUUGUUCUCAGAUAUGGUCAUCUUGCAAGGGAAGAUCUACGCUCUUGACCGCACCGCCAUGCCUGGGUAUCUUGUUGCUAUAGACAUUGUGGAUGAGUAUGACAUUGAGCCAAGGGUGUCUCGGAUUGAGUGCCUCAUCAAGGGAAUCUCAUUUCCACGCCAAGAAGAGUUCUUCUGGGUGCCUUAUCUCCUUGAAUUCCAUGGCACACUGCUAAUGGUCUGCAAAAAACUUUCCUAUAAAAUAGAGCACGAAUCUGGAAAUUUCUCUAUCAUUUUUGUGGCUGCUGGUAGUGGGUUUGUAGUGUUCGAAGCUAAUCUUAAGCGGCACUUGUGGGCUGAGAUGAAGACUUUGGAGAAUGACCAAGCAUUGUUCCUUGGGCGAGGAUGCUCCAGAGCUGUCCAUGUGUCCCCCUACGAUCUUUCACGGGACUGUAUCUUCUUCCUGGAUGAUUUCACUGGGUAUUGGAAGAAAACAACUACAGCUUGUGAACUGUAUGACAUGAAAGAUGAGAAGAUCUAUUCACCCUUGCCUAUGGUAUCACGGAAGAGUGGAAACGUUCCUGCAAUCUGGAUAUUCUCACAGGGUGAGAUAGAUAAAGCUGCAAACAGCAGGAGAGGUGGAAUGUGA
Messenger RNA from Miscanthus lutarioriparius, 813 nucleotides. Lineage: Eukaryota; Viridiplantae; Streptophyta; Magnoliopsida; Poales; Poaceae. The record is from the annotation of a GenBank genome assembly.